Messenger RNA from Ichthyophthirius multifiliis, 3579 nucleotides. RefSeq lists its product as hypothetical. The record is from RefSeq and is a predicted model, not a curated record. The transcript is spliced from 8 exons. Lineage: Eukaryota; Ciliophora; Oligohymenophorea; Hymenostomatida.
AUGAUUGUAGAAAAUUAAGCAUUACAAGAACCAAAAUAAUGGGAUUAAUAAACAUAAAAUAAUCUUAAUAGAUUAUUUGAUGAAUUUUUUAUUGAUAAUUUAAAUGAAAAUAUAAGAAAAAGUAGUCUUUAAUUAUUAUGUUCAUUAUGGGUGACAGGAAAUUAUGAAUAAAAGAAAAGCUUCUAUGAUAUAUUAUAUUCAAAAUGCGAUAAUUUAUUAAAUUAUGGCAAAAAUAAUGAAGAAUUUUUCUAGUUAUUUUAAUUCAUGUGCAAUAAAUAAAAUGCGAAUUAAGAAUUUAUAUAAAGUAUUUAAGAUUUAUUUUCUAAAUUGCUUUUAGUAUUUUCAAAUGCUUUAAAUUAAUUGUCUUAGCAUCCUGAUCAUUAACUAUAUUUAUUUUUAGAAGAUAUAGUAGAUGACUAUAAGACAUUUAAGCCAUCAUAUUUUGAAUUAAAUGGAUGUUUAGUAUGUUAUGGAUAAUAUUAACAAAACUUAACAUAAUCAGAUAAAUUAGGUGUAGUUUAAUAAGAAAUACGACCUGCAUAAAAUAGAUUAAUAAUAAAAUUGAAAAAAACAAUGGAAAUUUAAUAAAUAAUAUUGCCAAAAGAUCCUUCAUAUAUAAAAAAUAAGAAAAGCUUUAUAAAAUAAAUAAAUAUUUAUAUCAAUAAUAAUCUAUCUUCAGAUAUGAAUAGUUUAAAAACUGACAUGAAUUUAUGGAAAAAAACCAAAACAGUUAAUAUUACGCAAGAUAAUAAAGAAUAAACUGCAAAAGAUUUUUAAAUAACAUUUCCUAUUCCUAUUACUGCCAAAUUUAUUUGCUUAGAAUUUAUUCUAAAUGGAAAAUUACCACCUUCAUGUUAGAGAUGCCCUGAAGUUAGAGGUGAAGGCUCAGGUCUUUUCUGUAAUUAAUGUUAAUGGAGUCCUUUAAUAUCGGUAGAAAAUUCACAUUUUAUUUAUAAAUCGAAUAGUUUUACUGAAGCAACCAUUAUAGAUUGUGAUAAAUCAAAAGAAAAUUGUGAGAUAGCAAUAUAAGAUAAUAAUAAAAUCAUAUAUGAUCUAUCUUAGGAAUUAUUAAAGGAAAAAUAUAAAAUGAAAAUACUUUAUGAUCGUUAUUAUGGUUCAAAAUGUGUAAAUUCCUCAGGAAUUUUGUUAAAUUCAGAUGAUUUAAACAUUCUUUAUUAAGAUUUAAUGUCUAGUAUGAACGCUCUUAUCUCUUAUAAGAAAGCUUUAGCUUAAUAUAGUGGAAUUUCAACUGAUAAUUUUAAAAAAUAAAUAUUUGGGAAUGAAAAUAAAGAAGGAUUUAGGGGUUGCUAUGGAUGCUUGUAAUAAUUUAUUUACAUUUUUUUAAAUUUUAUGGGUAAUAAAGAUAUUCUAUAAUGUGUAUAGGACGAUAAUUUAAUAAAGAGUUUAAAAAUAACACUUGAAGAAUUAUUUUUGAAAGGAGAAAGUUAAUUUUAAGCAAAAAUUGUACACAAAUCGAUGAAUUUACACAAAAAAAUCUUCUGCGUGAAAUUAAACCAAGAAAGCCUUUUGUAUUUGAACACUUUUUUGGAAAAAACAGAAGAUGAAUUUUUACAUUUAAAACCUUCAUUAAAUGAUUAAGAAUUAAACUUUUACAAAAUAAGGCUUUUAGACGUCAAAAGUUUCCUUCAAGUUUUAAAAGAUUAAAUGUUAGAAGAAGAAAAUGCGAAAAAUAAAUAAUUAAAUAGUUUGAGAUUAAAAAUUAUUAAUUUUGUGAAUAAUGUAAUGCCUUCUAUAUUAUAGAAAGCUUAUGAAAAAAAUCAUUCUUCUGGAUUUUAAAAUUAAAUAAUAGUGCCUUUAUUAGAAAUAAUUUAGUUAGAAAUUAAUAAAGAAAGUCCCUUUAUAUAAAAUAAUGCGUAAAACACUUUAAGUUCUAAUUCACAAUUUUAAUUCGAUAAAACUUUAAGCAAUAUCAAUUAGAGAAACAAAGAUAUUUUAUUAGAAUAAGAAAAAUAAAUUUAAGAAAAGCUUUAAAAAGGACAAUAGUUUAUUUCUCAAAAUUUUGGCUAAAAUUCUUCUUUUAAUAGAUAUAAUUUCAUGCUUUCAUAUAGUGGAUUGGGAGCACUUAUUGGAAAAGAUUCUUAAUAAAGAGAUUCUCUAUCAGGAAUUAUGCAAAGUUAAUAAUAGUCUUAAUUUAAAAAGAAUGCAAAAGAACUUAUUUAAUAAAAGUAGAAAUAAACUUAUAGUUAAUAAAAAUAAGUGAAAAGUUCAACAAAUAAUAAUACCAAAUUAACAUCACAUAAAAAAAAAGAAAAUCUUUUUACAUUACUUAAUAUUAUUAUAGGUCUUAAUUAAGAUUUCGGGGAAUUAACAGAAGAAAGAUGUGAAGUUUUAAGCAAUUAAUUUUAAUUGAGAAAUGAUAACUGGUUAUAAUAAUGCAUAAAGCUCUUUUCUUCGAGAAGAAUUAAUGAAAUUAUGCACUUUAUUAUAGUUCAAAUUGCAUAUUUUAAUAAAAAAAUUGCUUUAAAUUUACUUUUGAAUGCACUCCCAUAAGCUUUAGAAAAUUAAGAAAACUCCAUUAAAUAUUUUGAACUCUUUAGAGAAGUUAUUAAAAUAUAAAAUCUAAGCAAUCAAUAAGAUUAGGUAAUUAAAAAGCUUCCAGGGUUAUCUAUGAUGCAUUAAUAAAGUUCUGAAGAAAGCACACUGUAGAAAAAAGAACUAGAAGAGGAAAACUUACAAGAAGAACAUGAGUAUAUUUUCGUUUUAUAAAAUAUGUUUAAGCUUUUAGACGAAAAAUUAUAAAAAUAUGCAAAAAACGAAUCUUAAUAAGUAAUAUUUGCACAUGAGUUCGUUAUUUAAAAUCUUAAUAUGGGCUAAUCCUUAAAUUAAUUAGCUGUUUUGAUUAAAAUUUUAAUCGAUAAUUAAAAGAUAAAAACUAUUUUUAAAAAUAAUAAUAAGAUCUUUAUGUAAUAUAUUAUAUAAUCUGUUGUUAAUAUUAGAAAGUUUAAAUUUAUUCUUAAUUAAAAUUUCUUCCAAAUUGAAAAUAUACUUUCUACUCUUUUCUUGGAAUUAUAAAGUAAUAAUUUUAUGGAAAAGUUCAAAUUUUUAAAAAGUCUUAUCGUUGCUCUUCCUUCUAAUUCUAAAAAUCCUCUUGGAUAAGAAUUUUUGAUGGAAUAAAUAAACAAAAUCCUAAUUCCUAAAAAGCUAAAUAUUAACCUUAGAUUAGAAGUUUAAGCUAAUUAAAGAGAAUAUCUACCUAGUUCUUUACCUAAAAAAGAUAUUCCAGCCAAUGAAUUUGGUAAUACUAUGAAUGAUAUUCUAUCAAGAAUCAAAUCUGAACUUCCUGAUAGUUCUUGGGUAAUAGAAAUGUUAGUAGCAAAUAAACUUAUAAUUAAUAAAGAUUUGCCUAUCGAUCUUGUAUAUAAAAAAGUUUGGAUUCCCUCAUAAUUAAAAGGUAUUCCUGCAAUUCAAAUCGAUUGGAAAAAGUAAGUAUAAACAAGUGCAAUGAAAAUAGUUUAUAGGAUUACUGGAUUUGAUGGAGAAGCUCAUGAAGAAACAGUUGAUUAAAUGGUAGAUGAGGAUUUAAUUAAAUUGCUUAGCUUUAUCUAAAGUGCUUUUUGA